Oikopleura dioica is the source of this 1167-nucleotide messenger RNA. The record is from the annotation of a GenBank genome assembly. NCBI's taxonomy places the organism in Eukaryota, Metazoa, Chordata, Appendicularia, Copelata, Oikopleuridae.
AUGAGCGAAAAACUGAAAGCCCGAAUCACAAAAUGGUCGAGCAGAACACUCUCUCUCGUCGGCCUGGCUACAGUCGGUUACUUAGGCGUCAGCGCAGUAGUUGGACGUGGCAGCAAUCUCGUGGAAGAUGACGAAGCUACUUUCGCCAAGAGAUCUUCCGCAUUUCAAGUCGAUCCAUUGGAUAUGCCAUAUGAAAUCAAAUUCGAGCCAUCUUAUUUGAUCGAAAACUCGAACAAAAUGGAAAAGAUGUUUUUCCACCAGCAGAAAGAAGACAAGGAGUACAUCAAGUACCAAUAUCCAGAAGAUCGAUUUGCCCCAAUCGAGGAGCUCGGCGUUGUCUACCUGAACGGUAUCAAAUUCUACCACCAGGGAGAGUCGAUGCUCCCCGAAUCCGACGAAGAGAAAGCUCUCAAGCUCACUCGAUCCUCCGAAGAUCGAGGCGAGUUCUGCAUGGACUGGAAGUUAGCUAAAGAACACCGAGCUGCACAGAAAAAGAUUCGAGAUGCGGAGCGAAAGGCCAAGAACGAUGCAUGCCUUCAAGAUCCAAACUCCGAAGCUCCCCAAACUGAAGCUCAAAAGCAGGAAAGCACCACUCCCGCCCCUAGAUCUCGAACCGCCGGUGGUGGUGGAGGAAACGGUGGAAGCAGGCAAUCCACCGAGGCUGCUGAUACUGCGUCGGCGGAGGACGAAGACUCUGAGGACGCUGACGACGACUUCACAGCUGCGCUUGAAACCACUCCGAAUACACCUGCGUAUUCCCCCGCUGCUGCUGAAAUUCAAGCCCAAAAGAAGGUGCGAAUCGGAUGCUGCAACGGCAUGCCCUACACGAACAAUAAGCGAUGCUGCUGCCGACGAGCUGCCUUCGACAAAGACACCAAAUUCUGCUGUGCUAUCAACGGUUGCGAGAACUUCCGAAUCUUCGAGCGAACUGAGAAUAACUACAGCGCUUGCCAGUCUCUCCAGGGCUUAGUUGUCCAAGAAUACGGCUACACUGGCCAGUGGGCUCAUCUUGGAGAGCCAGACUUCACCAAGACUCAGCGACCUGAGCCCAGCGAGAUCCGACACCCUUACCGAGCUCGAUACCCAUACGGCAAGCCAGAAGACCAAACCAGCGACGCUGCCCCACCAAGCCGGCCAACUAGACCAACCCGACCCGUCCGUGGCUAA